Molecule: messenger RNA, 3347 nt
Organism: Engraulis encrasicolus (European anchovy)
Lineage: Eukaryota; Metazoa; Chordata; Actinopteri; Clupeiformes; Engraulidae
Gene: cdhr1a
Product: cadherin-related family member 1a
Exons: 19
Coding region: 1-2610 (869 amino acids)
Biological process (GO): homophilic cell-cell adhesion
Cellular component (GO): plasma membrane; catenin complex
Molecular function (GO): calcium ion binding; cadherin binding
Source: RefSeq, a predicted model, not a curated record
AUGGCAGAGAAGCGCGCCUUGCAGCAUCCCGCAUGGUCCAGGACACACUGUUCCCUUUAUAUCCUGAAAACUUACAGAUCCUCCGGACGCCGAGAGAGGAAACAACCUCAGGCCAGCAAAAUGUUUAUACAAACGGGGAUACGCAUCUUGUUAUCAGCACAAUCUGACUAUGCGCCAUAUUUUUUUGACAAUGGGCCCAACACUGACAAUGGCAAUAUGGCGCUCUUUAGCAUUUCAGAAGAUAUACCAGUCGAUACAGAAAUAUAUACUUUAAAUGGAACUGAUCCAGAAGAACAACCUGUUAGAUAUGGGCUGGCCUUUGAACCAGGAGCAAAGGAAUAUUUUCGAGUUGAUCCCGAAACUGGAAUAGUCACUCUCAUCGAGGAGCUAGAUAGAGAGAUACAAGAUGAAAUUGAGGUGUUGGUCAGCAUAACAGAUGGCCGCAAUAAAGUUACAGAGAAGGUACAAGUGUUUGUGAUGGAUGCAAACGAUGACAAACCACAAUUUCAGAACAUGCCAGCUAUUGUGGAUGUUCUAGAGAGCACGCUGGCCGGCAGCAGCAUCUACAAGGUGGAAGCCGUGGACAGAGACGCCGGUGCAGGAGGCUCCAUCAACUACUUCAUCCAGAGCACUGACCCCAAUCGGAAGUUUAGCAUAGAUCGGCAUAGUGGAGUGCUGCGCAUUAAGCAAGGAGAGAUGCUGGACUUUGAAACGUCCACAACCCACUUUGUCACAGUGGUGGCAAGGGAUGGAGGUGGUAACUACAAGGGAAAGCACCAGGUCCUCUCAGCCUAUGCCACCGUGACCAUCAACGUGAUUGACACCCAAGACACUCCACCUAUCUUUGUUGGUACCCCAUACUUUGGAUACGUCUAUGAGGUGUCAUCUCCAGGCUCCGAAGUAUUUACAGUUUUUGCCAAAGACGGCGACGUGGGAAACCCAAACCCCGUCGUUUACUCAAUUGAUUCUGGUGCAGAAGGGGUGUUUGACAUCAACAGAACAAGUGGCGCUCUACUCCUCCGUGCUUACCCCUCUCAUCUGAAGAAAGAGAUGUUUCAUGUAAAAGUGAAGGCUACGGAGGUGGGACAAAACGGAAGCCUACUGGACUCCACCAUCACUGUAGUGACCAUACGCGUGGUGGACCUCAACAACCACCCUCCCACCUUCCACGGAGAAGACGGCCCCCAGAACAUGUUUGAGCUGACCAUGCAUGAGCACCCGCCAGAGGGGGAGAUCCUGCGGGGACUCAAGAUCUUUGUCAAUGACUCCGAUCAGGGAGCGAAUGCCAAGUUCAACCUGAGGCUAGUGGGUGCAGGCCGGGUGCUACGCGUGGUGCCUCAGACAGUCCUCAACGAGGCCCAGGUCACCAUCCUUGUUGAGGAUUCUUCAGCCAUAGACUUUGAGAGGUCCCAGUUCCUCUCUUUCAAGUUGCUUGCAGUGGAGAUUGACACACCUGAGAGGUUCAGUGCCACUGCAGAUGUUCUGAUUCACCUAGUGGACACCAAUGACAAUGCUCCCAUAUUCUCUUCAGACUAUUAUGUUGCUCGAAUACCUGAAAAUUCCCCGGGGGGCUCCAAUAUUGUGACCGUAACAGCUACUGAUCCAGAUUCUGGAAUGUGGGGUGAAGUCAGGUACUCUAUAUAUGGGGAAGGAUCGUCCUUGUUCCUCAUCCAAGCACAGUCAGGGAUUAUCUACACUCAACCCUGGGCUAGCCUGGAUGCUGAAGUCAAGUCUAAGUAUAAUUUCUAUGUGAAGGCAGAGGACACAGAGGGAAAGUACAGUUUGGCUGAAAUCUUUGUAACCAUCCUCGACCUCAAUGACCACCCACCAGAGUUCAAUAACAACUUUCUGGAGACAACCAUGAUUAUUGGAGAACCAAUCAAAAUAGAGGCAAUUGAUGAUGAUGCAGAGGAGCCCAAUAAUGUCAUUGAGUACUCCAUCAUGAAAACGGAGCCGGCCAACAUAUUCGACAUCAACGCCGACACGGGCGAGAUCAUGCUGAAGCCCUACAUCAAGUCCAUGGACAUCGUCCAGAACAUCACCAACCAGAAAGAGACCACGUGGUCGGUGGUCAUCCAGGCCAAAGAUCGAGGAAAUCCCUCCUUUACCACUACCACUGUUGUCAAGAUUGACAUCGCGGAAGAAACUCAACAACCUGGGCCAAUUGGCUCCAUUAUGUUGAAUGGUCCAACAAGAUCUUGCCCCAUCGCCGCAUCAUCCGAAGAAGGCAAAAGCAGCUCCGGCGCUUUGGAUCGAGGACAAGAUCCAGACGAGAUAGAGAAUGUAAACUGCAACAACAACGUCUGUACAACAGACUGCCAGAGCCAUCAUCCCCACCACCACCACCAUCACCACCCCCAGCAUCCCCAUCACUACCCUCAGCAUCCCCACCACCACCCUGUUGUGGCACCACCAUCCAUCCCACCUCCACCACCCAGCCUGCACAGGCCGCCGAGUGAACGCCAGUGGGCCCCUCCCCCACACAACACCAAUGCAGGGCUUGUGAAGCCCAAGAGGCCAAUUAAGACUAAAGAGAGUCACGUCAACUCAGCGCUGGUCUCCGAGCUGAAAAUGAAAUUUGAACAGAGAAGAUUAAACCAACAACACUGACUCAGACCUUUGCCUAUGAAUGUAAAUGCAGCUAUGUGGAAAGUUUGUAUAAAACGAUGAGAACAGGUGAACAUCUCCCCCGAGGGAAGGUGUUUUUUUCCAGGUAUGAGUCUGUGGUCUUGGACCAUGCAGUGGAGAUACCAGACCAGAGAUGGACCUUUUCAUGGCCUUGGGAGUUGACAGACAGGCAGCUGUGUCCUGUUCAGACCUUGUUCAUGCUUGUGCUCAACCAGGUUGGGAGGAGAACCUGCUGAUAUGGAUGGUUGGUUUGGAUCCAUGCAAUAACGAAAUACCUUACUUUGAUUUACAAAAACAGUGCCCAAUACAAUGUUAAAAUGUAUGUCUGUUGUUUACCAAGAUGACCUCCAAUGUAUGCAGCAUCUACCGUACACAAACCCAAGCAGUAUGAGGACAGAUAAUCUACGUAACAUUGUCUUUUAUCAUGAAAUGAAUACAGCCAUUUGCUGAACCAUUUCGGGUUUUUUUUUAUUUUAUUUACAGAUUGUGUUGUGUCAGGAUUAUGUGAGAAUUUGCAAAUGAUCUGCCCAGGGAAAGCACCUGGAAUAUAAAAAGGUUUACAACAUGCCAGUGUACUGUAACAGCUUCAUGCUAUGCCAAAUCUCAUCGGUUCAAGACUUUUUCCCCUGUCAUGGAAAUAAUAUGUGUAUACAGACAGACAUUUUCAAUUUCUAUGGAAAGUGCAAGUGUUUUCAAUAAAACUGAUCUUUGCAAUUGUA